Molecule: messenger RNA, 3593 nt
Organism: Closterium sp. NIES-67
Lineage: Eukaryota; Viridiplantae; Streptophyta; Zygnematophyceae; Desmidiales; Closteriaceae
Source: the annotation of a GenBank genome assembly
UGUCUUGGAGAUAUCCCAUACCUCCUUAUCUAGUAGAUGUUCCCAGAGCGUCGUACGGUACAGACGCAUUACGUCGCGUUCGCGUCGACUAGGCGGCAGUUUGGUAACCCGGUGAUUUAUUUGGUCAGCAGCGAGCGACCUGAACGUUGAUCAGCAAGUUCGGCGGCCGUGAUAGCGAUCAGCAUCGUGUCGAUUAGUAGCACGUCGAUCAGCAUCACGUCGAUUAUUCACCUUUAACGUUUAGAUAUCCUUGACGAUGACUUAGAAAGAUAUCGAUUACGGUUCUUCAGGCGCCUCAGAAAUAGCCGUAAGGUAUCCCGAUCAGCGUCUCGGCGAUGUUUAAGAAGAAGAAUUUCCGUCGCAGGCAGGACGACGACGGCGACGACGGCGGCGGCGACGGCGAUGCGCAAAAUGGCGGAACCACCGCUGCGAAACCCGCGUCGGCUGCCAAAUUCCGCGCUGAAAAGGCUAAGGAGAAACCUAAAGCCGCCCCGGCGAGCCUGCUGAGCUUUGAAGCCGACGAGGAUGGGGAGGGAGACGACGGCGGGCCGUUCGGCAUGGCGAUCGGCGGGCGAUCGAAAACCAAACCCAAACCGGAAUCCAAGUCGAAAUCUAGAUCGGCAGGGUUUGGCACGGGGCACGGGGAUGGGCACAAAUUAAGUAGAGAUAAAAAAGGCCGGGAAGACAGGAAAGGCAGGGAGGAAAAGAGGGAGGGGGGCAAGGGCGGCGGGGUGGUGGGGGGGGGGCCGUCCGCUGCUGGCGGAGCGUUGAACGUGGUGCCGCAGUCGGGGGAGUACACUAAAGAGAAGCUCGCUGAACUGGCGCGCAACACAAUGCGCAUUGCAGCGCCUUCGUCCGCCUCUAGGCGCACUCCCCCUCCCCCCUCCGCCUCCUCAGCUACAGCAGGCGCAGCCCUCUCAGCCGCCGCGGCCCCUUCCUCUACCGUCACCCCGCCCUCCCUCUCCGAGCCUCUCAUCGUGCUUCGGGGGUCGCUCAAGCCUGCAGGCUCGGCCACCGCCGAAGCUGAGGCUGGAACUAGUGGUUCGGGAGCAGCAGGUUCGGCAGGUGCUGCAGGUGCCGCAGCAGGAAUGGGAGGCUUGGGAGGAGGCUUGGGAGGAGGUUUAGGAGCAGGAUUAAGAAAGGGGGGAGGGAGUUACAUCGGCGGCACGUUUAUCCCCGAUGCUGCUGCUAUAGCAGCGGCAAAAGCAAAGAGGGAGAGAUUAAGGCAGGCCAAAGCAGCUCCGGAUUUUAUUCCGCUUCCAGGGAGUGAUAGGUCUGACAUGGCAGGGGCGGGGAGCAUGAUGAGGGGGGUGGAUGAUGAGAUGGGGGCGGAGGAGGGGGAGGGGGGAAAGGGGAAGGGGGAGCAGUCGAGCGAGGAUGAGGAGGAGGCGUUGGGGGGGAGAGUGGCGUUCGGGGGGGUGUUGGAAGGGGUGAAAGGGAGAGGAAGGGAGAGAGGAGGGCGAGGGGGAAGGGUGAAAGCGGCGGAUGGGGGUGGGGGGGUUAACGGGGAGGGGAGAGGGCAGGGGAUGGGAGGGGAGGAAGCGGACGAGGAGGAGGAGAAGGGGAACGAGGAGGAGGAUGAGGAGGAGGCGAGGUGGGAAGAGGAGCAACUCAGGAAAGGGGCCUCGCAGUCCAAGGCUGAGCGGGAGGCUCGGGAUGCAGAGGAUCGGCUGGUGGCGGCAGCAGAGGAGGUGCUAGGACUGGAGAAGGCGAUGAAGGGCGCUGAGAGCAAGUACCGAUUCGUGCAGGACUUGAGGCAGUACGUGGCCGUGCUCUGUGACUUCCUCAAGGACAAGGCGGCCCUAGUAGAGGAGCUGGAGGAGUCGCUGCAGCAGCUGCAGGAGGAGCGUGCCAAUGCAGCGUUCGACCGGCGCCGCGCUGACCUGGCGGAUGAGCUGGCGCAAGCGGAGGCUGCCACGUCAGCAGCAGCAGUGGCAAUGGCGCAGGGCGCCGGGACGGUGACAGCAGCUGCAGCGGCGGCAGCGGCGGUGGAAGCGGUGGUGGAAGGGGGAGGGGAGGGGGCAGGGGGGGUUCAGCUGGAUGAGUUUGGGCGUGAUGUGAACCUGCAGAAACGUCUGGAGUUCAAGCGGCGGAUAGCAGCGAGGGAGAGGCGACAAGCUAAGGCCGAGGCGAGGAGGGCUGGGCGCGGAAGGGGGGAGCGCAGGAGCGAGGAGAGUGAGGAUGAGCGGAGUGCGUAUGACUCGGGCAGGCGGGAGAUACUCACUGCUGCUGAUGCCAUAUUUGGCGAUGCAGCGGAGGACUAUUCGAAGAUAGAGAAGGUCAAGCAGCGCAUGGAGGGGUGGAAGCAGCAGCACCCAGCGGCCUACCGGGACGCCUAUGCCAGCAUGUCAGCGCCAGCUCUGUUUGCUCCCUUUGUGCGCCUGGAGCUGCUCAGAUGGGACCCGCUGUUUGGAGGUGGUGCGUUCGACUCCAUGCACUGGUACUCGGUUCUGUUCGAUUACGGGCUCCCAACUGACGGGUCCGAGCCUGCCCCAGACGACCCGGACACGAACCUGGUGCCGAGGCUCGUGGAGAAGGUCGGGCUGCCGAUCCUCCACCACGCGCUGGAGCACUGUUGGGACCCGCUGGACCGCGCCGCGACCAAUCGCGCGGCGACAGCUGUCGAGGAGGUGCUGGUGUACGUGGAGGCGGGGGCGCCAGCUGUGGUGGAAAUGGUGAAGGCGGUUGAGGGACGGAUGGAGGGGAGUGUUGCAGAAAUGAAGGUCCCAGCGUGGCCGCCCCCUGUGCUGGCUGCCUGCCCCUCCGCUGCUCGGUUCGCGGCUCAAAGAUUCGGACAGGCUUUGAGGCUCAUCCACAACAUGGGCAGAUUACGAGAGGUGGUGUCUCAGCCACUCCUGGACCGGCUCGUGCUGGGCUCGCUUCUGCCCAAUCAGCUGCUGCCACAUCUACGCACCCUCACCCCGUCGCUGCACGACGCUGUACCCCGUACAGAGCGACUCGUUUGCGUGCUGUGCGACGGCAAGUGGGCGGGGACGGGCAGCGGAAGCGCCUUGCCACCCUCAGCGGAACCUAGGAACAGCCCCAGGUCCCCGCUGUCGCAGCUGGUGGCUUAUGUUGAAACGCUGGGUCGCUCUGUGGAGAGUCGAAGCGCAGUGGAGGGGCAGAGGGAGGAGUGCGUGAUGCUGGCGAGGAAACUCAAGCGAAUGCUGGUGCAGAUGGAGGAGAUGGACAAGGCGAGAGGUCUAGCCAAGGUGUUCGGAAUAAAGGAGGCAGUGUAGGUUCAGAGGAGGCAGUGCAUGUGCAUGGCACGGAGUGUGCGCUACUAAAUGGGAGACUGAAGGAGAAGGCUGCAGGUGCAGAUGGCAGAGAUGAACGAGGCAAGAGCUCUGCCCAAGUUGUUUCGCUCAAAGGGAGGUAGUAUACUGGAUGCGGGUGUGCGGGUGUGGUGCUCGCAAGGAGAUUGCCGUAGAUUUGCAAGUGGGCGAGAUGGAUAAGUUGAGAGCACUUGCCAAGCCAAGGUACGUGGUUGACAUCAAAGAAUUGCAGUAAUUAGCAAUUUGGUAUUCCAUUUUAUCCAGAUAAUGCAUCUGGUGAUUUAUGCUAUGCUAUGUAUCAUGUGAAUACCUAGUCAG